ACAGAGCACAGUGGGCUUUCGAGUCACUUGAACUGACACCGCGCGCCGGGAAACACUGUGCUUGCGCAAGAUAGCGCAAGCUUCUUGAACCACCCAAUUCUACUCUCCUCCAGACAGUCAGACACUCGCGAUGGCGCCAACACAACCACAACCAGAGACCGCCGGCGCGGCGGUCAACCAAAAGCUGCAGUCCCACCUCCCGUCCGCCGUCGCUGAGAAGCUGCCGCAUAUCCCAGAAACGAAGGAGGAAUUGACAGCCGAGAUCAAGGCCGAGGCCAAGGCAGCAGCAUCGUCGGGCCUGUCGCAGCUAAGGUCGUUUGUCGCGGGCGGCUUCGGUGGCAUAUGCGCCGUCGUCGUCGGCCAUCCCUUCGACCUGGUCAAGGUGCGGCUGCAAACGGCUGAGAAGGGCGUCUACUCCAGCGCGCUCGACGUGGUCCGCAAGAGCGUGGCCAAGGACGGGUUGCGGCAGGGUCUCUACGCGGGCGUGAGCGCGCCGCUGGUGGGUGUCACCCCCAUGUUCGCGGUCUCCUUCUGGGGCUACGACCUAGGCAAGUCGAUCGUCCGCGCGACAAGCACCGUUGCGCCCGACGGGUCCCUCUCGAUCGCGCAGAUCUCGGCCGCGGGCUUCUUCUCCGCCAUCCCCAUGACCGCCAUCACGGCGCCCUUCGAGCGCGUCAAGGUGAUCCUGCAGGUGCAGGGCCAAAGGCAGCUCGCCCCCGGGGAAAAGCCGAAAUACUCGGGCGGCAUGGACGUGGUGCGCCAGCUGUACAAGGAGGGCGGGGUGCGGUCCGUGUUCCGCGGAUCGGCGGCCACGCUGGCGCGCGACGGACCCGGCUCGGCCGCCUACUUCGCCGCGUACGAGUACAUCAAGCGGAAGCUGACGCCGCGCGACCCCGUCACGGGUGAGGCGAGCGGCAAGCUGAGCCUGACGGCCGUGACGUGCGCCGGCGCGGCCGCCGGCGUGGCCAUGUGGAUCCCCGUGUUCCCCGUCGACACCGUCAAGAGCAGGCUGCAGACCGCCGAGGGGAACGUCACGAUUGGCGGUGUCGUCAGGGGCUUGUAUGCGCAGGGCGGGUUCAAGGCCUUCUUCCCUGGCUUCGGCCCGGCGUUGGCGAGAGCGGUGCCGGCGAAUGCGGCGACCUUCUUGGGCGUGGAGCUGGCGCACCAGGCGAUGAACAAGGUAUUCAACUAAUAACGGCAUGGAGGUACUGGUGGCGUGCUUGUGUUUCCUUUAUUAGAAUAUAGACCUGCAUGCAUGCUGCCUGCCGCUUGGUACCUGGACAUCUUUCCUCCCGCUUGUCUUCUCUGGUGUUGUGGGUUGGCCUCACCAUCCUGAUGCUUUGUUCUUCGCAGGUCCUCAUGAAAUGUUGCGCUCUAGAA
Molecule: messenger RNA, 1380 nt
Organism: Chaetomium strumarium
Lineage: Eukaryota; Fungi; Ascomycota; Sordariomycetes; Sordariales; Chaetomiaceae
Product: mitochondrial carrier domain-containing protein
Exons: 2
Coding region: 131-1192 (353 amino acids)
Biological process (GO): mitochondrial transport; carnitine transmembrane transport
Cellular component (GO): mitochondrial envelope
Molecular function (GO): O-acyl-L-carnitine transmembrane transporter activity
Source: RefSeq, a predicted model, not a curated record